AUGGCAUUUGCCGUCCCACGAGCCCUUGCCGCCGCCUGGACCCCCAGACCCGCUAUCCGCUAUCCGCUAUUUCCCCUCCUGCUGCUUGGCCCUUCCUGUUCCGCGGCCGCCCGAGCAGACGGUGUGGUGCAUCCCGCUCGGACGGUAUUCUCGGGCUCGCCCAGGACCUUGACCACCUUCCCAUGCUGCAUAUCAGUUGAAAUCGGGCAGGUGACCAAGUGCCGCCCCCGCGGGCACGGGAAGACCACAAACUUGCUCAUAAUUAAAUUUGCAAAAGAAACGGGAGCGGUGAGAGAGCACACUUCUCAAAUGACUGCCAAAACACUCCGCUUCAGUACUGGGAACAGCAGUAUCUUCGAAGGGGCAAGAGACGAAGCCCGGGACUGGCGACGCCAAACCUGCCAGAAAGAAGAGGACCGUGAAGAGAUUUCUCUGUCAUUGUUGGACCUAAUGCAGGAUGAGCACAAGUGGGAAUUGCGGAGAACCAUUCAAGGCGCUGCUCUGGUGUCGAUGUCGUCUCAAAAGAAACGCCUGACCAUGAUUCCGGAUCAAUCUGACGAUGUCGAGUUUCAGGAUGUGUCGAAAAGCUAA
Messenger RNA from Lasiosphaeria miniovina, 591 nucleotides. RefSeq lists its product as uncharacterized. The record is from RefSeq and is a predicted model, not a curated record. The transcript is spliced from 6 exons. Lineage: Eukaryota; Fungi; Ascomycota; Sordariomycetes; Sordariales; Lasiosphaeriaceae. Bases 1 to 591 code for a protein of 196 amino acids.